This is a messenger RNA of Ficedula albicollis (Collared flycatcher), 1832 nucleotides long. It is a transcript of the gene ARID3C, whose product is annotated as AT-rich interaction domain 3C. Lineage: Eukaryota; Metazoa; Chordata; Aves; Passeriformes; Muscicapidae. Gene Ontology annotation, biological process: regulation of transcription by RNA polymerase II. Gene Ontology annotation, molecular function: DNA binding. The record is from RefSeq and is a predicted model, not a curated record. Gene Ontology annotation, cellular component: nucleus. The coding region runs from base 1 to 1251 and encodes 416 amino acids. The transcript has 8 exons.
AUGUGGUACCGGCGGGCCCGCUUCCCCGCGGAGCAGGGUGCCGGGUGGUCCCGGCAGGGGAGGCGGCGCGGCCACGGCUCCGCGGGCAACUUUGGGCAAGGCCCCCGGGAGCGGCGGGGAGAGCGGGCUGCGGCGGAGGAGGAGGAGGACGACGAGGAGGAGGAAGAAGAGGAGGAAGAAGGGGAGCCCCGCGACCCGCCGCCGCCCCCGCACCACGAAUGGACCUAUGAGGAGCAGUUCAAGCAGCUGUAUGAACUGGAUGAGGACCCAAAACGCAAGGAGUUCCUGGAUGACCUCUUUGGCUUCAUGCAGAAGAGAGGGACGCCAGUGAACCGCAUCCCCAUCAUGGCCAAGCAAGUGCUGGAUCUGUACACACUGUACCAGCUGGUGACAGACAAGGGUGGCCUGGUCGAAGUCAUCAACAAGAAGAUCUGGCGGGAGAUCACCAAGGGCCUCAACCUACCUACCUCCAUCACCAGCGCUGCCUUCACCCUCCGCACACAAUACAUGAAGUACCUGUAUCCCUACGAAUGUGAGAAGCGAGCGCUCAGCUCUCCUGGAGAGCUCCAAGCUGCCAUCGACAGCAACCGUCGGGAGGGACGGAGGCAGACUUUUGGCACAGCACUCUUCAACUACUCGCCAGCCAGCACCCCAGCCCUGCUGGGCACUCCCAAAAUGCCUCUGCCAGCUCUUAGCAUCUCCACACACAGCUGUGGCCAGCUCAGCCAAGUGCACAGUGUUAAGAAAGAGGACGGAAUGCUGGCAGCAUCAGUGCCGGGGCGCAUUGCUAUCCCAGUGGGACUGGCCGGCCACCAUCUCACAGCAGCCCAAGCAGCAGCUGCCUCCCAGGCAGUGGUGCUGGAGCAGCUGCGGGAGAAGCUGGAGACAGGGGAGCCCCCGGAGAAGAAGGUGGCCCUGACAGUGGAGGAGCAGCAGCGGCUGGUGCAACACGCGCUUCAGCACAACCUCCUGGCCAUGGCCUCCCAGUUCCCCAUGAACGUCAAGAUCUCCAGUCGAGAUGACAGACAGGAGACUGCAUUGAACCUGUCCACCAACAGCAUUAGCAGUAUCAACAUGUCAAUAGAAAUAAAUGGAGUUGUCUACACAGGUGUCCUGUUUGCCCGCCGGCCCUCAGCCACCCUGGCACCCGGUGGAGGGAGCACCCAGACGCGUCCAAACCCCAUGCCUGCCCCAAACCCCCUGCUCCCAGCCUCCUCUCAAAGCCACACUCCCACUAGCGCCUCACCGUAAGGCAGCUGUACCCCCUCCCUGAAAGCAGAGUCUGGGGGGCUGAGCUGUGGGACCCAGCUGGGCCACCAGGGUGGGAUGGAGACCCAAAGGUGCCUCUUGCUGCAAUACUGAGCUUUGUCCAUGCAAGGCUGUGAACACCCAUGCUGGCCCUUCUGUUCCUUCAUCCCCACACACACACACGCAUUCCUUCCCAAAGCACCACCCCCAGGUGAUCCCCCCCAUACAUCUCCUGCUGCCCUGAUGCCUGGGGGCCCCCAGGACCUGCAUGCUGCAUCCCCUACAUCCUGCAGCCCCCAACCCACCUCAAUGCACGCACUACUGCCCCUGUACGCACAUCAAAGCAUACACUGCAUCCCCUGCACACACUCUUGGUGCCCACAUUGCCUCUCCAUACACACCCUCCAUGCAAACACCGCAGGCACCAUACUCUGCACCCCCUAUUAAUCGUAGCCCCUGUAUACUGCAGCCCCUAUAUAUAUACUGCACCCCCUACCCACUGCAGAUGCCCCUACCCAGCUCUCCUGCGCUGCCUGGGCUUGCUGCUCCUGCCCUGAGACACCCCCAGGGUGGUGGUAUCUCAG